AUGGUUCAACGCCUGGGUUUCGCAGCAGACACCGCAGGCGAGGAGGCCAUCAGGCUGUAUAAGGAGCAUGGCACCUCCAUGGCUGGUCUCCGGUUUGCACCAUCGCCUUCCUCAUUCGCGUUCCUCAUCUCCCCCCCGUCCUCAUCUCCCCCCCCGUCCUCAUCUCCCCCCCCGGUCCUCAUCUCCCCCCCCGUCCUCAUCUCCCCCCCCCGUCCUCAUCUCCCCCCCCGUCCUCAUCUCCCCCCCCCCGUCCUCAUCUCCCCCCCCGUCCUCAUCUCCCCCCCCGUCCUCAUCUCCCCCCCCGUCCUCAUCUCCCCCCCCGUCCUCAUCUCCCCCCCCGUCUUCAUCUCCCCCCCGUCCUCAUCUCCCCCCCGUCCUCAUCUCCCCCCCCGUCCCUCAUCUCCCCCCCCGUCCUCAUCUCCCCCCCGUCCUCAUCUCCCCCCCCGUCCUCAUCCCCUCCCACGUCCUCAUCUCCCCGCCUUCCUCAUCUCCCCGUCUUCCUCGUCACCCCGCCUUCCUCGUCCACCCCCGUCUUCCUCGUCACCCCGCCUUCCUCGUCACCCGUCUUCCUCGUCACCGUACUCCUCGUCACCCCGUCUUCCUCGUCACCCCGUCUUCCUCGUCACCCCGUCUUCCUCGUCACCCCGUCUUCCUCGUCACCCCGUCUUCCUCGUCACCCCGUCUUCCUCGUCACCCCGUCUUCCUCGUCACCCCGUCUUCCUCGUCACCCCGUCUUCCUCGUCACCCCGUCUUCCUCGUCACCCCGUCUUCCUCGUCACCCCGUCUUCCUCGUCACCCCGUCUUCCUCGUCACCCCGUCUUCCUCGUCACCCCGUCUUCCUCGUCACCCCGCCUUCCUCAUCCCUGCAGGUUCGUCCACGGCCGACUGCCAUACCACCUGCUGAAGCCAGACCCCGCCUUGAGGCACCUCCUUGAUUCGCUUCCUCAACGCAAAUUCGUGUUCACCAACGCUGAUCGCAUGCACGCUAGCCACUGCCUGCGUCUGCUGGGCCUGGAGGGCUGCUUUGAUGCUGUGAUUUCAUUUGAAGAAGUCAUGGCACAGCAACCCUCCCAGAACUUCAACCUCCGAAACAACUUCCGCCCCUCGUGCACCUCUGACACCACUCACGGUCCUGACUUCCCUAAUGGCUCGGAUGGAUCUGACGGUUCUGACUAUCUUCUGGACUCCGACCAUGGUCUGCUGCCGUCCUCCCUGCCUCCCAUUCCCUCUGCCUCCUCCACUGCCUCCCUGCCCUCGGCUAACUUGCUGAGGCGUUUCACCGCGCAGUGGUUGGCAUCGCACGCGCUGACCCGCACUCAUCGGUAUGUCCCCGCUGCUCCCAUCCUCUCUGAAUUCCCGCUCUCUGCACGGCGUGCUGCUUGUGUGAAAUCCCUCUUGCGCCUUCACUAUGCGGCUGAUGCUGACUCGGAACUCAUUCGUGAGUACGCUGGUUCUUGUGCCUUGCUCGCUUCGCCACUGACAUCUGACCAUUAG
Molecule: messenger RNA, 1494 nt
Organism: Closterium sp. NIES-65
Lineage: Eukaryota; Viridiplantae; Streptophyta; Zygnematophyceae; Desmidiales; Closteriaceae
Source: the annotation of a GenBank genome assembly